AAGUAACUCAAUUUUUUUGAGAAAUUUCAUUUCAUUCUUUACCUAGUGAUGAUCAUUCAUCAGAAAGGAAGAAUGAAAGACAUUAGAUAUUCAUCUAAUGUGAUGGCCAACAAAAUGUCGAUCCUUGUGUAUGUUUGUUCAAUUUUGUUUGCAAGCUGCGGCACAGAAGCAUUCAUCGGCAUGACUUGGGGAAGGCAGAGCGCUCAGAGGCUGGUUCCCUCACAGGUGGUUGACUUGAUGUUGCAGAACGGAAUACGGAACACCAGAAUCUAUUCCUCGGAGAAUGAUAUUCUGGAGGCAUUUGUCGACAGCGGGAUCGAGCUUACCAUCUCCUUGCACAAAGGCGUCCCCUUGUUCCUUGAUUUGGCCGGUGCCAGAAUUUGGGUCCGGAAUAAAUCUAAAUAUCUGAAGAGUUGUAGUAUAAGGCAGGUGAUCAUCGGAAGCUACGUAUUCACGAGCGGACUGAGGGACAAGGCCGCCAUUGAAAUGACGAUGGUGGCGAUGAGGAAUUUGCAGGAGGCUCUGAGGGAGGUGGGAUACGAUGGGAUUACGGUGAACCUCGUGCAUAUUCAAAACAUGUUGAAACCCAACAUCACGAGGCCAUCCGCCGCCGACUUCUCCGACGAAAUCAGGGGCGACAUGAUUAAGUUUGUCCGGCACCUGCAGGAACACAAGGCCCCCUUCCUACUGGAUACCUUCCCGAUCCUCGACGCCAGGCGCAACUACUUCAACUUCAGCUUCGCCUUCAUGGACAACACCGGCAUUGCCAUCAAGGACAUCAACGGGGCUGUGUACACCAACGUCUUCGAGUUCACGUACGACUCCAUCGUGUGGGCGCUGACCAAGAUCAACGCCUCGGACGUGAAGGUGGUGGUGACUCAGGUGGGGUGGCCGACGGACGGGCAUGUGGGGGCCACGGCGGCCAAUGCGGAGCGGUUCUACAGGCACCUGUUGCCGCGGGUGGCGGGCAACAAGGGCACCCCGAUGCGGCCGGGGGCUCCCCUGGACAUCUUCGUGCACUCCCUGGCGGACGAGACGAAGAUGUAUUAUGCGGACCCGUUCACGCGGCACUGGGGGGUGUACCGAUCGAACGGGCAGCCCAAGUACAGGAUAGACCUGUCGGGGCGGGGGCGGAACGUGUACCCGGUGAGGAUGGGGGGGAUCAUGCGGAUGCCGGGGAGGUGGUGCAUCUUCAACGGGAACAAGACGAAUAUAUUUUACGUGAGGAGUCAGUUGGAGGCGGCGUGCCUCAAGGGGGACUGCAGCAGCACGACCAUAGGAGGGUCGUGCAGCCAGCUGAGCUUCGAGCAGAAUGUAUCGUAUGCGUUCAACAUGGUAUUCCAGUUCAAGUUUCAGGACGAGAGAUCCUGCGAUUUUGGGGGGCUUGCAAGGGUGUCCGUCAGGGAUCCCUCGACGGGGGAAUGCGUCUUCCCCGUCGAGGUCGUCGAAGGCCAGCAACUCAACUUUUACUUGCCCACUUAAUUAAUCACACUUUCAAUUUUGUACUCUAUUUUUCUCAUCUUGUGGGGGAACUCAUCACUGCCACUUUGCUUGCAACCAAAUUUCUUGUAAAUAAAUACCCAUAGAAUCAAUGUGAUCGUCAUUUUGCCAAUUGCUGCUACUC
Molecule: messenger RNA, 1624 nt
Organism: Salvia miltiorrhiza (redroot sage)
Lineage: Eukaryota; Viridiplantae; Streptophyta; Magnoliopsida; Lamiales; Lamiaceae
Product: glucan endo-1,3-beta-glucosidase 8-like
Exons: 2
Coding region: 49-1482 (477 amino acids)
Biological process (GO): carbohydrate metabolic process
Cellular component (GO): plasma membrane
Molecular function (GO): hydrolase activity, hydrolyzing O-glycosyl compounds
Source: RefSeq, a predicted model, not a curated record